Messenger RNA from Malus domestica (apple), 546 nucleotides. Lineage: Eukaryota; Viridiplantae; Streptophyta; Magnoliopsida; Rosales; Rosaceae. The record is from RefSeq and is a predicted model, not a curated record.
CAAAAUAAAUGUUUGAGACGGAUAGCACCCUAUUCUAUUGUCUCUUCUGUGACUUACUUCUCAUCAAGAAAUCUACGCGAAAUGGCGGACUCCGAGCACUCUUCUUCCGAUGACACUUUCUCGGACUCUCGAGAGAAGAGCACAGAAAAAUCUGAGCUUCAAUUCUCCGAGGAUGAGGAAGCACUUAUCAUAAGAAUGUACAAUCUAGUAGGGGAGAGGUUGGUCCGUUUUAUUCUUCGACUUGUAAUUAUCUUGAUCGAACUGUAUGUUUUAACAAUUUUCCGGCAGGUGGGCUUUGAUUGCCGGGAGGAUUCCGGGGAGAACAGCAGAAGAAAUUGAGAAGUAUUGGACUUCUACACACUCAACUAGUCAAUAAACAAGGUGGUCAAUUGGUUGUUUCAUGUGUAUCCAAAAUAUUUACUCCUUGUCCUGUAAAUUUACUACGUACGUUCAAGAGAAAUCUUCAUUUAUCAGACGAUAGUCGUCGAGUAAUUUAGUUACGUCUAUCAUUUUUGAAAAUUAUAAAUAAGUAAAUGAUGCAUCAAA